AAACAGACAGUUAAAGCCAGAAAAUAAAAAGAAACGGAUAUUUACAACUGCCCUGUAAAAACAGUUGAUAAUGGAUCCUAUGCAUCUACUUUUGAGGGAAUAUUAGAUUUUCUGAAGAAAAUGGAAUAAAAAUUUCCGAAAAUUUAAUUAAUUGGUGUGGUUAACUGCAACACAGUACUUUAAGUUUUUCCGCUUCAAUAGAGUUGGAUGAUGAGAGAAAUACAGAAACACUUUUGACAUCACUGAGGUUAGUUGGUUAAACAACUCAACUCAGAGAACACAAUACAACCAAGACCAUCCACCUGAGCUAAAAAUACUCUUCACCACUUUCAACAUCAGUUAAGGAUGAGGAAAUAUGUACACUCAUACCCUAUCCAGAUUAUAUCCAAGUUCUUCUAACGUCUUAGCAAAGACAUCAACGAUCGACCACUUAGUUGAGAUCGAUUUGCUAGCAUUUCGAAACAACAUCAUUCAAGUACUAUCACUGGACAGUAGAAGAGAACAUUUAUAUGCAAGGCGUGACCACAAUGAGUCGUUUCCGAGAAACGCAUAUAGAAAAAACGAAGAAUAUCAAAAUAGGGAAGAUUUUCGUCCAGAUCAGUACCAUUCUGAAGAUAAUCGUAAUUACCGUCACCAUCAUCAUCGAAAUGGACGCUAUAGAGGUGAUCAAAAGGAGGAAAGAAUACCAGUGAGAAGACAUUACAGCCGUUCACGAGAUCACCAUCACCCUCAUCAUCAGUACACUAAAAGUGUGCAGUAUAAUGAAGAGCCAAUAGUUAGUCAAGAAAAACUCCAGUACAAAGAAAUGAGGAAAGGAAACCAUGCCUCCAAAACGGGUCCUAAGCAACCACGAGAAAAACACCACCAACCCUUUAGUAGUGCAGAACAUAAACCAGUAGACAAAGAAACGCCUACUUCAAUCAGGUCACCUGGUUCAGCUAGUCGACAUUACAAAGAACUAUCCUCUGUGGCUUCAAAGCAACUAAAGGAUAAAGUUGGCUCUACUGAACAACAACAACAACAACCAAAAAGUGAAAAGCCUGGUGUAAAGGUUUUUAAAGAGAAAGUGGAGGGUGGUUCAGUUGUACGAGAUGAUAAAUCGCAUAGUGAAGGCCAUCACCGUCCACAUCAAUAUCAACAACACCAACAUCAUCAACACGAAGAUGCCGACAGGAAUAAUGAUGAUAACGAUGACAGUGUUCAUAAAAAGCCAACCGAUGAAAGUAUCAGUCAACCUGAAAAAAAACCACCUACAGACAAGGAAGUAAAACAUCCAAUACAUCCAACAACACCUGUUUCAGUGAUGGCUGCAAUUAAAACAGAACACUCACCGAUUACGGAAAAACAAGAGAGUGAGGAUGAAAACGCUGAAAAUGAACCCAUUGAAACAUCUAAACCAAGCUUAGAAGGUCAAGCUGAUCAAGCAAAACAACAGCCACAGCCGCCAGCAUCACCUUCAGCACCGCCGUCUACUAAGCGACGACCCACCAGUAAACCAGCAGACAGUUUUAAACAAAACAAGGAACAUAUACCUCAUCAUGACACACAUAAACAAAAACAACAACUAGAAAAACAUCAGGAGAAAUCUCAAAAGCCAUCGAAAGGUGAACAACAUAGUGAAGGCCGUAAAGGAAAGGAUUCAAUAGUUGGUGAAAGCCAACAAUACAAGAAACCAGCCAGUAAAUCUUAUCCUCAAAGUCAGUCAGAUAAUGAUCAUAAAAAUGAAAAUAAGGCCUACCAUCACCAUUAUGAAGGAAGUGAAGAACGUCAUCCUGAUGAUAAUAGUGAACAUGAAGAGAAUUCCAGAAAAGCUAAUAAAAAUGUCAUUUCACCAGUGAGAUUUGUUUCUGGUAGUGAAAAGUAUACUUCAUCUAAAUGUGAAAAAACAAAACGCCUAAAAGUCCCACCAUGA
Molecule: messenger RNA, 1912 nt
Organism: Heterobilharzia americana
Lineage: Eukaryota; Metazoa; Platyhelminthes; Trematoda; Strigeidida; Schistosomatidae
Source: the annotation of a GenBank genome assembly